Molecule: messenger RNA, 431 nt
Organism: Prorocentrum cordatum
Lineage: Eukaryota; Dinophyceae; Prorocentrales; Prorocentraceae
Source: the annotation of a GenBank genome assembly
AGGACUCCGAGAAGAAGACCCGGCAGGAGGCCAAGGUGCGAAAGAACCUCCGCAGGAACAUCUUCGAGGCGCUCUCGGGCGGCUUCGACUUCUUGUCCCUGGGCGACGCCUGGAAGCUGCCCGCGCCAGACAAGUCCGAGAAGCUCAGCUCGAAGGCGCUUUCGCAGGGGAAGACGCAGCGGAGGACCCGUGCCGAGACCGAGCCGAUCCCGGGCAGGCGGCUGAGCCGAGAGCGGGAGGCCAAUAAGAAGGUCCGCGGCGGCCCACGGGAAUGGUGGCCCGGACGGCGGCCUCCUCCUCCUCCUGUUUCUCCUCCUCCUCCUCCUCCACCCUCGUGUUUCUCCCCAGAUCUCCAUUGUAUCGGAACAGAAGUAGUGCGGAGCCUUGUCGCUGUUUUUAGCCCCUCGGGGGGGUCCUCGUGGGGCCCGGGG